AUGGAGGAGGGCAAUGUUUCAUCUGGGCAGCUCUCAUUCUUACACCAGCAAGUCUAUGUAAUACAGAUGAAUGCAGUUGUGGUGACAGAGGUAAUUGUGAUAUUGGCAACUGCAUUGUUUUUUACCUUCAUGAGUGGCAUCAUGUUCUUCAUUCUGUGGAGCAAACCAAAAUUCAGGGAGGACUCACGUUACAUCCUCUUUGCCCACAUGCUCAUCAAUGAUUCUGUUCAUCUAAUGGGGACUAUAUUGUUGUACUUAUUUGCCUUGGCAUCCCUCUAUAUGUCUAAGGCCAUCUGCUCUAUCCUGAUACUGAUUUCUGCAGUCACUUAUAACAACACCCCACUCAACCUGGCAGUGAUUUCACUGGAGCGCUAUGUGGCCAUUCGCUUCCCUUUGCGUCACACAGAGAUCGCCACCCAGAGAAGGACAGCGAUCGCUAUUGGAAUAAUGUGGUUCAUUAGCUCUUUUAACAUCCUCAUUGAGAUAUUUUACAUCAUGGCACUUGAUCCCCACUUUUUCAGUGCACCCAUAUUUUGUAUGCGGGAGCAGAUGUUAAUUGAGGAAUGGCAGCUCACCUUGUACAGUGCGGCAAGUUUUCUUUUCCUUGUGGUUGUGGCUCUGACAAUCCUCUAUAUUUAUGUUAGUAUAACAUUAGUAGCUAAAUCAGCUUCCACAAACAAGGAUUCAGCCAAUAAGGCUCGCAAAACUGUGCUGCUCCACAUGAUUCAGCUGGGACUAUGUAUCACCUCUUUGCUGUUUGCAUUGUUUGAGUCUCUGAUUGCCAAGACUGCCACUGCCUUGUAUGUGCCUCUGCAAUUCUUGAACUUUUUUUGCCUCCUUGUUCUUCCUCGAUGUCUAAGUCCCCUCAUUUAUGGCCUGAGAGACAAUGCCAUCCGGCCACUUUUCCUCAGGUACUUCAGGUGCAACCCCACCACACUCAAGUAA
Conger conger (European conger) is the source of this 945-nucleotide messenger RNA. Its product is annotated as odorant receptor 131-2-like. Gene Ontology annotation, cellular component: membrane. Gene Ontology annotation, molecular function: G protein-coupled receptor activity. Gene Ontology annotation, biological process: G protein-coupled receptor signaling pathway. The transcript has a single exon. The record is from RefSeq and is a predicted model, not a curated record. NCBI's taxonomy places the organism in Eukaryota, Metazoa, Chordata, Actinopteri, Anguilliformes, Congridae. Bases 1 to 945 code for a protein of 314 amino acids.